AAACAUCUGAGGCUGGUGCAAUAAGGAAGUGGGCUCACCUUCCUGCAGCAGACCGCAGAGGUGAGGGAGUGGCCAUCACCUGCCACACUCUUUCCCAACCAACACACUAAGACACUGUGGGGCCUGCUCUCCUCGUGUGGAAUAACACUUUCUGUCAGGCUGUAAACGCUGGAGGAAUCCAACUAUAAUCAGGAUGUUGUGGAUAUGAUGGUGACAACCCAACCGUGACAAUGUACGAGGUGAUGUCCGGAGAUACCCUGUCCUGGAAGGUGCCCAGUCCCAGACAAAGCACCGUUGAGUCCAGCCCAGAGUCGCACUUCACGGGGGACGGAGGACCCACCAAGAUCCUCAAAGUUUGCUUCUGCAUCAACAACAACCUGGGCAAGAACUUCAAGCUGGUGAAAUGUGACAGCUCCUGGCAAAUCAGGGCGAUCAUUCGUUCGAUUCUGGUGAGCGGCCGUCUUGGUCCGAACAUCACUCAUAUAGCAUGUUACGGCCUCCUGCUGAAACACUUGAAGUCUGAGGAACUUCACUGGCUGCAUCCUGAUCUGACUGUUGGGGAGGUAGAGCAGCGCUACGAGAACAAUCAUGCGGAGGCAGAGUGGAGGUAUGACCUUCGAAUCAGAUACAUUCCUGUUAAUUUCCUGGAAAAAUUCCAAGAUGACAGAUCUACUUUGAUUUAUUUUUACCAACAGGUGCGUAGUGACUAUAUGCAGUAUCAUGCCAGUAAAGUGAGUGAUGGGAUGGCUCUGCAGCUCGGCUGUUUGGAGAUCAGGAGGUUUUAUAAAGACAUGAAUGCGAAAGGUCUAGAAAAGAAGUCUAACUUUGAGCUGCUAGAAAAAGAAGUUGGACUGGACCUUUUCUUUCCUCAACAGCUGAUUAACAGCAUGAAGCCAAAGCAGCUACGGAAGCUGAUCCAGCAAACGUUUCAGCAGUUUGCGACCCUCAAGGAGGACGACUGCAUGGUCAAGUUUUACGAGACCCUGAAAGAGUUUGUCAGCUAUGACGAAGAGGUUUUCCCAUGUGAACUAGUGCAAGGCUGGAGUCUGUCAGUGGAGCUGGUCGUCGGUGGGAGAGGAAUUCGCCAGCGCACGCAGAAGGAUGCAGCGGCCGUGUUUCUUGCCGACUUCAAACAGAUCAAGUCAGUUCAAUGUAUAUCUCAGGGAGACGGCAAAGCUCUCCUGAACUUCGACAUAGAGGGGGCCCGACAGCGACUAUCGAUCAACGUGGCCACGGUCCCUAUGGCAGAGAACAUGAUAGACCUUAUUGAUGGGUACUGCCGCUUGGAAAGUGGCACAGAUGAGUCUGUUAUAUCCAGACCAGGUAAAGAUGCUAAUUCAGGUCCCCUGCCUGAGAUUCCUACAGGCAGAGACAGAGACUCGGCGAGAUACAGUAUGGGGUCAGAUAUCUACUGUGAGAUCCUCGAUGAAAGGCCGAAAUCAGUAGUGAAGUAUGGGAUUGACCGAAAUGACAUCGUUCUCGGACGAAUUCUCGGUGAGGGGUUUUUCGGGGAAGUCUACGACGGCGUUUACAAGAAGAAUAAUGUAGAGAGGAUCAAUGUUGCAGUGAAAACCUGUAAAGACUGUUCACCCGAUGUGAUGGAGAAGUUCAUGAGUGAAGCGGUAAUAAUGAAGAACCUGCAACAUCCUCACAUCGUCAAACUGAUCGGAAUCAUCGAGGAGGAUCCUGUGUGGAUCGUCAUGGAGCUCUAUCAGUACGGAGAGCUGGGAAACUACCUGACUCAGAAGGAGAACGAUCUGACAAACAUGACCCUGGUGCUGUUCAGUCUGCAGAUCUGCAAAGCCCUGGUCUACCUCUCAGGGGUCAAUGUGGUUCACAGUCUUGUCACAGAAUUUGCCGUGUGUGUGUGGGAGAUAAUGAGUCGCGGGCAGCAGCCGUUUUUCUGGCUGGAGAACAGAGACGUGAUCAACCAACUGGAGCAGGGCAUCAGGCUGCCCAAACCCGAGAACUGCCCCCCUGCCCUCUACUCACUCAUGACCCGCUGCUGGUCCUACGACCCCGGAGAGAGACCCAGCUUCACCGAGCUGGUCGUCAAGAUCAGUGAUGUCCACAAGAUGGUGAAGGAGCAGGAAGUGGAGAGAGAGAGGGAACGAGCGCGCUCCACAAAAUAUUUUGACCCUAAGUUCAUGUUAAAUGAGCCUCCACCCAAGCCCACGAGAAUGAAACCAGGACGGUUUGGGAACACGCUCAGUAUCGGUCUGCACAUUCAGCUGAAUGAGGCCUUAUGUGCCAGCUCGCCUGAUCUGGCGAGUCCGUGUGAAUAUCAGUCCCCCGUCGACUCCAUGAACACUCUGACGCUGCCGGUCAGGUCCCCUCGCCGUCGCAGCAUGGGGGAGAACGAGUUUCCCCGUUUGGAACCAAACAGCAAGGAGGACGCCCAGCGCCUGUGGCAGAGGGAGAAGAGGAGCAUGCAUGACACCCUCCGCCAGCAGAAAGCGCAGAUGAUGGAGGAUGAAGUGUGGCUGCAGAAAAAGGAGAAACUCCUGGACCCCAUGGGACCAGAUGAUCCCACCAGCCCAGCGUAUGUUGAAGAGGACACAUCAAAUGCACCGCCAGAGAAGCCCCCACGGCUCACAGCGCAGGCUGCGCCCACGGCUGAACUGGACCGCUCUGAUGACAAAGUGUAUAAAUCCGUCAUGGACGUGGUCAAAGUUGUCGUUCAACUCAAGAAUGACAUCACUGAACUGGGGUCAGAUGAAUACAUCACCAUUGUCAAGUCAGCAGGGAUGGCUUUACGAGAUCUGAUUGGCAGUGUGGAUGACAUACUGCCCACCCUACACGAGUCUAACAGGACUGAGAUCGAGGGCACCCAGAAGCUGCUGAACAACGACAUGGCGGAGCUGAUCAGUAAGAUGCGUCUGGCCCAGCAGAACGCCAUCACCUCUUUGAAGGAGGAGUGUAAGAAACAGUUGCUGGCUGCAGCACACACUCUGGCUAUGGACAGCAAGAACAUGUUGGAUGCCGUGGACCAGGCAAGAGUCAGGGCCAACUUAGCCAAGCCAGUGGCCCCCUAGUGGACUGUAAAACCUUCUCGUUCAGUUUAAAUCAGACUCUCUUUUAACCUGUCAGACAUUUGCACACAGUCAAACAUUUCCUUUUUGAUGAAAUCUGCCUUUCGCAGUUCUCUCAUUCAUCAUGCUGUAAAUGUAUGUUGUUGAAUUUAAAUGUAUAGUGGUAGAACGUGGGCUAACUUUGAGUGUAUAUAUUGAAAUGGGUGAUUUAUAGGGUAGUCUACAGGCGCUAUAUUUUGGAUACGUUAUUUUAAACUAUAAUUGUUUGUGUCUGGUGAGUUAUUGAUUUAAUUGCUCGCUCAGAAAUUGAAACAUCCUUGUAAAUAUAAAACACGUCUUCUGAAAUAUACUGUAGUUUUUAAUGUUUUACUCUUUUAAAGAUAGAUGUUAAUAGCUGCAUGUGUGAAGAGUAAAGAUAAAGAGACAAAAGGUUUGUCAGCUCGAUGUGUCUCGACUCAUCAUUUUGAAAUCAUGAGCAUUUUAUAUAUAUAUAUAUAUAUAUAUGUAAAUUAUGUUGAAGACUUGAAUAAUGAUUUGUCAAAUGAACAUUAUGCUCAACUUGAAAUAUCAAGUCUUAAUAUUACACCAUUAAAACAUAUCAGAAAAU
Messenger RNA from Paralichthys olivaceus (Japanese flounder), 3639 nucleotides. The record is from RefSeq and is a predicted model, not a curated record. NCBI's taxonomy places the organism in Eukaryota, Metazoa, Chordata, Actinopteri, Pleuronectiformes, Paralichthyidae.